This is a messenger RNA of Diversispora eburnea, 1728 nucleotides long. The record is from the annotation of a GenBank genome assembly. Lineage: Eukaryota; Fungi; Glomeromycota; Glomeromycetes; Diversisporales; Diversisporaceae.
AUGGAUAUAGAAAAAGAAACAUAUAUUUCAAAGACUACAGUAUUAACACCUCACAAAAUAUCUUUAUUAACAUUGGUAUACGCGUAUACGGAUAUUGAAGGUGAAAGGGAUAUGAUGGAAUCUUUAUUAUAUUUCUUGAUUGAAAAGAUAUCGAAUGAACAUCGAUUUCCCGAACCUACACUUCCAGAAUUAUGUGAUGAAAUUUUUCAAAAAACAAAAGCAGCUUUAUUAAUGCACGUUUUACUUGAUAGUGGGAAAUAUAGUUUAUUAGGAAUAUUCGUUCGACGAUGUCAGAUCGAAGGCGAAAAACUUGAAUUUGAUGAAAUCUGUCGAUUGUAUAAUGCCAUGGUAAAAUAUAAAGCCCCGACUCCCGAAUUAUAUGAAAAAAUCAAAGAAUUGGAAGAUCUCGAUUUGGAACUUGAUUAUGAAUCGGGAGUUCUUUCACAAAUUGCUCAACAUUAUCAUAUGCAUAAUCAAGGUGAAUAUGAAGGAGCAUUAACCAAUUUCUAUAAAUAUUCUAAUUUUUGUCCUAAUGAUGCCGAGAAUCGUAGGAGUUGGUAUCAAUAUGUUUUAUUAAAUUUAGUAGUUUUACAUUCUAAAUUUGGUCAUAAGGAGCAAGCUCUCUUGGUUAUUCGUGAAGCGAUAGAGAUGGCACGUGAAAACAAUGAUCAAGAUUGUUUACGUUUUGCAUUAAGUUGGUUGUAUAGAUUAAAAUCAAGUGAUCACACAUUAGUAGAUGUCACAGAUCAACAAAUGCUUGAAUCACUUAUAAUUAAAGCCAAACAAUCAAAUUAUACUUCUUUACAAUCUUUAGCAUCACCCACAAAAGUUUUUGAUUCAUUAUUUAAAAGUUCGGUCUUAAAUCUUAAUUGUCCUUUUAAAACUAUGAGAUAUCAAGGACAACUACUUUAUGCAAACGUAUGGCAAAUUUAUGGUAGUUCAGCAUUGUCAGCAUUAUAUUCAUAUGAAGUAUUAUCAAAUCCCGAACCCAGUCUUGAAGAUCUUGUCAUCGCUUAUUCAUUUGAUUUGUUGGCUGAAUCCAAAUCCAAAUUUAUUGGAAUUCGUAGAGCAGCUUUACAAUGGAUUGUAUGUUUAGAAAGAAUCUUGGAUGAAUUUGCAAAUGUUGAAGCCUUAGAGACUCAACUUCGUGGUAGUUGUCAAGAUGAUGAAUUCAUGCGUGCUGAUUUUGAUUAUAAUCGAGCUCUAUAUUUAGCAAAGAUUGGUCGUCCGGAAGAAGCUACAGACGUUCUUCAGGGAUUAAUAAAUAAAAGUUCAAGAUUGGGUUCUCGAAAUCAAAUGCUUGAAGCAGAAAAUCCCACAACGGCACUUCCUUACGUUUUAAGCUCACUUUGUAUAAGUGAACGAUUUCAUUAUCAAAGUAGUUAUCUCAUGGCCAUCAUAAGAUUAUCUCAGAUAUUAAUUCAUUUUGAUUUGAUUGAUAGAGCCAAAGCUAUGAUUGAAAAUAUUAUGCCUAUGGUUCUUACAGAACAUUCAUUAUAUAUGCAAUCAAUAUCACAUUUAAUUUAUGCUCAAUGUCUGAUUGCACAUCGGAAGCAAUCAAUAAAAUGGGAAGAAGUUUUAGAAUCACUUAAUAAUGCUCAAUGGGGGUUUUCACAUUUAGAAUCACUCUCUCAAUUACUUGACGUAAUUCAAUUAAAGUCAUACGUUUAUAAUGUAACGGGAGACUUUGUUAAACCAACCUUACUGGGAUAUUCCUUAUUACGCUAG